Molecule: messenger RNA, 1149 nt
Organism: Chara braunii
Lineage: Eukaryota; Viridiplantae; Streptophyta; Charophyceae; Charales; Characeae
Source: the annotation of a GenBank genome assembly
GGGUAGGUGAAGGAGGUAGAGGAGGAAAAAGGCGUGAAGGUGUUUGGCUAGGGUGAAUGGGUGAAAGAGGUGGAGGUGGAAGAAGGUAUGAUGGUGCUUGACUAUGGUGAAUGGGUGAAGGAGGUGAAGGUGGAAGAAGGUGUGAAGGUGCCUGGCUAUGGCGGAUGGGUGAAGGAGGUAGAGGUGGAAGAAGGUGUGGAGGUACCUGGCUAUGCGGGAUUGGUGAACGAGGUGGAGGUGGAUGAAGGUGUGAAGGUGCUUGGCUAUGGUGGAUGGGUGAAGGAGGUCGAGGAGGAAGAAGGUGUGAAGGUGCUUGGCUGUGGCGAAAGGGUGAAGAAGGUAAAGGAGGAAGAAGGUGUGAAGGUGCCUGACUAUGGUGAAUGGGUAAAGGAGGUGGAGGUGGAAGAAGGUGUGAAGGUGCUUGGCUUAGGUGGAUGAUGGGUGAAGGAGGUGGAGGAGGAAGAAGGUGUGAAGGUGCUUGACUAUGCUGGACGGGUGAAGGAGGUGGACAUAGAAGAAGGUGUGAACGGGCUUGGCUAUGGCGGAAGGAUGAAGGAGGUGGAGGUUAAAGAAGGUGUGAAGGUGUUUGUCUAUGGUGGAUGGGUGAAGGAGGUGAAUGUGGAAGGUGUAAAGGGGCCUGGCCAAGGUGGAUGGGUGAAGGAGGUAGCUGGAAGGUGUGAAGGUGUGAAGGUGCUUGGCUGUAGCGGAGGGGUGGAGGUGGAGGUGGAAGAAGGUGUGGAGGUACUUGGCUAUGGGGGAUGGGUGAAGGAGGUGGAGGUGGAGGUGGAAGAAGGUGUUAAGGUGUUUGGCUAUGGUGGAUGGGUGAAGGAGGUGUUGUUGGAAGAAGGUGUGAAGGUGCUUGGCUAUGGUGGAUGGGUGAAGGAGGUACAGGUGGAAGAAGGUGUGAAGGUGAUUGGUUAUUGGGGAUGGGUGAACAAGGUGGAGGUGGAAGAAGGUUUGAAGGUGAUUGGUUAUGGUGGAUGGGUGAAGGAGGUCAAGGUGGAAGAAGGUGCGAAGGUGCUUGACUAUGGUAGAUGGGUGAAGGAGGUAGAGGAGAAAGAUGUGAGGGUGUCUGGCUAGGGUGAAUGAGUGAAGGAGGUAGAGUUGGAAGAAGGUGUGAAGGUGUUUGGGUAUGUAGGAUGGGUGAAG